This is a messenger RNA of Rubroshorea leprosula, 1936 nucleotides long. The record is from the annotation of a GenBank genome assembly. Lineage: Eukaryota; Viridiplantae; Streptophyta; Magnoliopsida; Malvales; Dipterocarpaceae.
CCUAGUUUCACUCUCUUCUCCCUCCCAAUUUCUUCGUUUGCGCCACUGCAUCUCCUCCGGUCAUCCUAAUCAGCAAUUCCGUAUCUUCUCUUCGGCAGACGAUGGCAAGCAAUUACGAUUACGAAGAUGCUCCGGCGGGAUACGAGGACCAGCGCAGGCAGGAUCUGGGCUAUGAUCCGAACUUCGUACCUGACUCCGUGAAGUCAUUUGUGGUGCACCUGUACCGUCACAUACGGGAGAAGAAUGUUUACGAGAUCCACCAGAUGUACGAGAAUUCCUUCCAGACUCUUUCCGACCGUCUCUUCAAAGAUACGCCCUGGCCCUCUGUCGACGCCGUUGCUCACUACGUGGACAAUGAUCAUGUAUUCUGCCUCCUCUACCGUGAGAUGUGGUUCCGCCACCUCUACGCCCGCCUCUCCCCCACACUCCAGCAAAGGAUCGAUUCAUGGGACAAUUAUUGCAGCCUUUUUCAGGUCGUGUUGCACGGGGUGGUCAAUAUGCAAUUGCCCAACCAGUGGUUGUGGGACAUGGUGGAUGAGUUUGUGUACCAGUUCCAGAGCUUCUGUCAGUACAGAGCCAAAAUGAAGAACAAGACCGAGCAGGAAAUUGCACUUCUUAGACAGUAUGAUCAGGCAUGGAAUGUGUACGGGGUGCUUAACUUUUUGCAAGCUCUGAUGGAGAAGUCAAAUAUCAUUCAGAUUUUGGAGCAAGAGAAGGAAGGCCUUGAACAAUUCACUGCUACUGAUGGUUAUGAUUACAAUGGUGGAAGCAAUGUCUUGAAGGUUUUGGGAUAUUUCAGUAUGGUGGGUCUACUUCGAGUCCAUUGUCUUUUGGGUGAUUAUCACACUGGCCUGAAAUGCUUACUUCCAAUUGACAUUACCCAACAAGGCGUAUACACCAGUGUUAUUGGGAGCCACAUUGCAACCAUCUAUCACUAUGGGUUUGCAAACCUUAUGUUGCGGAGGUACGUGGAGGCUAUCCGUGAAUUCAAUAAGAUUCUCUUAUACAUUUACAAGACAAAGCAAUAUCAUCAGAAAUCUCCACAAUAUGAGCAGAUACUAAAAAAGAAUGAGCAGAUGUAUGCUUUACUGGCAAUUUGUCUUUCACUUUGUCCACAAGUGAAGCUUGUUGAUGAUACAGUGAACUCUCAGUUGCGGGAGAAGUAUGGUGAAAAGAUGAGCAGGAUGCAAAGAUAUGAUGAUGAGGCAUUUGCUAUCUAUGAUGAGCUCUUCUCAUAUGCUUGUCCCAAAUUCAUUACCCCAUCAGCUCCAAGUUUUGAGGAGCCUCUUGUAAAUUACAAUCAGGAUGCAUACAGACUUCAGUUGAAGCUAUUUCUAUAUGAAGUGAAGCAGCAGCAAUUAUUAUCAGGUGUCCGAACAUUUCUUAAAGUGUAUUCAACCAUAUCUCUUGGGAAGCUUGCAAGCUACAUGGAAGUGGAUGAGCCCACUCUGAGGACUAUCUUGUUGACGUACAAGCACAAGACUCAUGCCGUUGAUUCUGAUGGAAGGAUUAUCUCUAAUGCUGAUGUUGAUUUCUACAUUGAUGAUGACAUGAUUCAUGUUGUUGAAUCCAAGCCAGUGAAGCGAUAUGGUGAUUACUUCUUGCGGCAGAUUGUUAAGCUUGAGGGGGUGAUAAAUGACAUGGACCGGGUAAAGCUGGAAUAAGUUACCUGCUCAUCUUUGCUUCAAGCUGAGCUCUCUAAUUUUUGUAGUUUUAUGUUAUUAUCAUGCCAGAUAUUUCACUUUAUUUAUUUGGCAAUUUGCUGAAUUUACCUUUUCAGAAGAAUGUGAGUGGGUUAGGUUCUGAUAUAGCACGCAUUGUUGUCACUAAAAGUUAUAUCGAGAUUUUAUUUAUCAUAUCACAACUAGAUACCCCACAUGGUUUUAACUAGUGCCGAAGUAUAUGGAACUAUGACAUGAUAGAGGUGUGCUCUAUU